Molecule: messenger RNA, 1080 nt
Organism: Lodderomyces jiufengensis
Lineage: Eukaryota; Fungi; Ascomycota; Pichiomycetes; Serinales; Debaryomycetaceae
Gene: HYM1
Product: Hym1p
Exons: 1
Coding region: 1-1080 (359 amino acids)
Biological process (GO): intracellular signal transduction
Molecular function (GO): protein serine/threonine kinase activator activity
Source: RefSeq, a predicted model, not a curated record
AUGGCAUUUUUAUUUAAACGAAAUCCCAAAAAUCCACCAGAAUUAAUAAGAGCAUUGAAUGAUCAAUUAUCAAAACUAGAUUAUACAAAUGAUCCAUCAAGUUACAAGAAAUAUCAAGAUGAAUCAGCAAGAUAUUUAAAACAAAUUAAAAAUAUUAUAUAUGGAGAUGAUGAAAAUGAACCACAAAUUGAUCAAAUAACUCAACUACUAUCGGAAAUCUUAACAACAAAUAAUCUUUAUGUAUUAACUACAAGUUUAAAUAAAUUAGAUUUUGAUUCAAGAAAAGAUGUAGUGAUAAUAUAUUCAACUUUAUUGAGACGUAACUAUAUAUCGGGUAUGAAUGGAGGUAUGGGAGGUAUAAAGUCAAUGUUAUCUUCAUCAAAUCCUCAAUCAGCACCUCCAGUGGUUGAUUAUUUAGUACAUAAAAAGCCAGAAAUUUUGAAUAUACUAAUAAGAGGUCCUGAAUCACCAGAGAUUGGAUUAAUAUCAGGUCAAAUCUUAAGAGAUUGUAAUAAAUUUGAAGAGAUUAAUAGAUAUAUUUUGUAUCGUCCCGAGUUUUGGAAAUUUUUUAAUUAUGUUGAAAAUCCAAUGUUUGAAAUAGCUUGUGAUUCAAUGAUGACAUUAAAUGAUUUAUUAACAACUCAUAAGAAAAUGGUACCUGAAUUUCUAGCAAAGAAUUACGAUACUUUUAUGAAUCAUAUAAAUGUAUUAAUUAAAUCAAAUAAUUAUGUUACAAAAAGACAAAGUGUUAAACUACUAAAUGAUUUAGUUUCAGAAAGAUUAAACUCCGAAUUUUUACAAAAAUAUUUCACAGAUACCAAGAACUUAAAAUAUACAAUGCUUUUAUUGAGUGAAAAACUGAAAAAUUUACAAUUGGAAGGUUUCCAUUUAUUAAAAUUUUUUGUUGCAAAUCCCAAGAAAACACCAAAAGUUAAAGAAACAUUAAUUAAGAAUAAACAAAAUUUUUUAGAAUUUUUCAAGAAUUUUGAUAUUUCAAGUUUCCAUGAUUCAAGUCUAAUUGAAGAAAGAAAUUACAUUAUAAAAGAAAUUGAAGCUUUACCUGAUAAAAGUACAAUAUAA